AAGUCAGGUGGUAGCGUUGAGUUUUUGUUUCUCCUCUCUCUCUCUCUCUCUCUCGGUUCCUCUGUUCAGAAGAAUAUACCCCAAUAUAUAUCUCUCUCAAGGUUCCUCUGUUCAGAAGAAUAUACCCCAAUAUAUAUAAUGUAUAUACAUACAGCCUCGAUGGCCUUGUUGCUUGAUUCAAUUGACAACCCAGUACGCAACAUUGAGACCACAUCUCAUAUCGUUAUUGUUCAACUAUCAUAGUCUUAUAUAUGUUGGUAGACAUGCGAUCUCAUUCAUCAUCUGCAAAUCUACUUUGUUUCUCUCAUGUGGGGGUUUUGUUAUCAUCGAAACGGUCCUCUCUCUCUCUUCCUCGCAUUUCAUCGAAUCGAACAUUUGGCCCUCAUCGACCCAGCUCUUCUUUUCAUCUCAAGCUAUCGGGAUCAGGUGUCGGAAAACAUGUAUUUCGGCAUAGGAUUAGUCAAGUUAGAGCAAUGGAUGAGGGUUUUUCUUCACUUGAUGACUGGGAGGACACUGAGGGGAUUGUUGAAUACAUGCUUUCAUCAAGUGAAGGGGAAGAUAGUGAUGGAGAAGUCAUGCUAAAUCCACUAACCGAUGUUGAUUUGCCUACAGCUAGAGAGCACUUUCCUACAUCUAAUGAUACUUUGACUGUGACUGCCCAUCGGCUUGCGAUGAUCAGGAGAGGACGUAGGAAAAGUAGGAUUAAAUACGGAAUGAUAAACAAUAUUGGACUCAUGUCCUUCUUGACAACACUUCUUUUAUUUGUGGAUUGGUGUGCAUGGCGGAUUGUCAGACUACCCUUGGAACCUUUUUAUUUGACGCGGCCCUUUUGUAUAUCUGCAGUUGUAGUGUCUUGUGUAGGCUAUGUCUGUGUCCCACUACUACGCAUUUUGAAGAUUCACUCAAUCAUUAGGAAAGAAGGGCCUGCUAGGCACUCUUCUAAGAAGGGCAUCCCCACAAUGGGCGGGUUGUUUUUUGUACCAAUUGGUAUAAUUGUUGCAGAAGUACUAGUUGGUUUUUCUUCCAUUGAGGUUUCUGGUGCAGCAGCAGCAACUCUAGCUUUUGCUGCAAUUGGGCUACUUGAUGAUAUCUUAAGCCUCAUCAAGAAUCAUAAUAAUGGUUUGUCUGCUUGGAUGAGGAUUCUUUUGGAGGUAGCCGUUGGAUCAUUGUUUUCGUUUUGGUUGGAUAACACAAAGAUUUCAUCACCCUACAGCAUGAAAAUGUUGGUUCCUCUACCUCCCCCACUGGGGCUUGUUUUUCUAGGAAAAUGUUAUCUACUUCUGACUUCAUUCUGCUUUGUUUCCAUGGCGAAUGGAAUUAACUUAACAGAUGGUCUUGAUGGAUUGGCUGGAGGGACUGCUGCAUUGGCUUUUAUAGGAAUGUCAAUUGUGGUACUUCCAAUAUGUUCUGAUCUUGCUAUAUUUGGAGCAUCGAUGGCAGGAGCUUGUAUCGGUUUCCUUUCCCACAAUCGAUACAAGGCAUCUGUAUUUAUGGGUGAUACGGGUUCGUUGGCACUAGGUGGAGCUUUAGCUGCAAUGGCUUCUUGUACAGGAAUGUUUCUUCCAUUAUUCAUUUCGUCUGGGAUCUUUGUCUUGGAAGCAGCAUCAGUUAUAAUGCAGGUAUCCUUCUUCAAGACCACCAAAUGCUUUCACGGAGCUGGCCACCGCUUAUUCCGGAUGGCACCAUUUCACCACCACCUUGAGCUAUGUGGAGUCAAAGAACCAGUUAUUGUUGCAAGCGCAUACGUUCUUUCUUGCGUGUUAGCUUUAUUUGCAGGAUAUGUGGGUCUUAUUUCAGUGUAACUAGUCAAAAGCAUUUUUGCCUGACCCCUUUAUUGUUUUAGCAUGUUCACUUAUAAUUGUCAUUCCGUUCUUCCUCUUUUUGUUAAUUUUAUUUGUUGUCUUUGUUUUCGGCUGCCACAUCCAUUCUUUGAUAGAGAAAAUGUGAAAUUUAUAUAUAGAAACAAUGCAUAUAUAUAUAUAUAUAUAUUGGAGGUUUAUGCAGGCUGAUUCUGAGUACAAGAUCACUUAUUUCAAUUUGAAUGGAAACAAUUCAAUCUCGGAGAUGAGUUUUAUUAAUUA
Molecule: messenger RNA, 2081 nt
Organism: Camellia sinensis
Lineage: Eukaryota; Viridiplantae; Streptophyta; Magnoliopsida; Ericales; Theaceae
Gene: TRANS11
Product: translocase 11
Biological process (GO): cell wall macromolecule biosynthetic process; cell wall organization
Cellular component (GO): plasma membrane
Molecular function (GO): phospho-N-acetylmuramoyl-pentapeptide-transferase activity
Source: RefSeq, a predicted model, not a curated record